This is a messenger RNA of Coregonus sp. 'balchen', 38666 nucleotides long. Lineage: Eukaryota; Metazoa; Chordata; Actinopteri; Salmoniformes; Salmonidae. The record is from the annotation of a GenBank genome assembly.
UGCUACCAUCCAUCAACCUCAGCCGACUGGCAGCAGCUGCUCUCCAUCUCAACUAGACCUGCUUCUGCUUCUCUCCGCCCAGUCACGUUCCCUCUGUAUCCUCAACCAGACCUGCCCAGCUCAGCCCAGUCACGUUCCCUCUGUAUCCUCAACCAGACCUUCCCAGCUCAGCCCAGUCACUUUCCCUCUGUAUCUUUAACCAGACCUGCCCAGCUCAGCCCAGUCACUCUCCCUCUGUAUCCUCAACCAGACCUGCCCAGCUCAGCCCAGUCACUCUCCCUCUGUAUCCUUAACCAGACCUGCCCAGCUCAGCCCAGUCACUCUCCCUCUGUAUCCUCAACCAGACCUGCCCAGCUCAGCCCAGUCACUCUCCCUCUGUAUCCUCUACCAGACCUGCCCAGCUCCCUCUGUAUCUAUCUGUAUCCUAAACCAGACCUGCCGAGUCCACAGGAGGUUGGUAGCACCUUAAUUGGGGAGGAAGGGCUUGUGGUAAUGGCUGGAGUGGAAUCGGUGGAAUGGUAUCAAAUCAAACACAUGGUUUCCAUGUCUUUGAUGCCAUUCCAUUCGCUCCAUUCCAGCCAUUAUUAUGAGCCAGCCUCCUGUGGCCCAGUCACUCUGGCUCAGUAUCUCUGUAGAUCUAUCCGUAUCGUAAACACCGGUUUCCUCCAGAACUUUAAUAUGCAGGGUAGUGCUGGACCUAAACAAUAUCCCCGUCCUUACUAUUAAGGCUGAGCUGACUUCUGUCUCUCUAGAAUGUCCUAUAUCAAUCCCCCUGUAUUCAGUGCCUGAUGGACUUCUCCCUCCAUCUUACUACAAUACAUCUGGUUCAUUUCUCUCUGUCCGUGACUCAGAACCGAGGUCAUGUGAGGAUGUGAAAUGGCCAAUGUGGUCAUGCACAAAAGAUGACUUUAAUGGGUAAUUCAAUACUAAUCAUGCAUUUAAUUCUGAAGGCUCAGCUUCUGUCCCACGUUUUAUUGCAGUGAUUUAUUUAGGUUUUCCCUGGGUAUAGGUCAGAGGUCCAUGGGAGAAUGAAAGGUCAAAGAGAAGUCAGCAAAAAAUGCCAAACUGGACCUGCCCAAGGCUAGCUGUCCCUGUUUAGAGACACUUUAUUUUCUCUCUGAGAGCCCUCUACUCUUCCCCACACUCACUCACUUCCUCCUCUGAUGCCAAGUUAUGGGUGCUGUGGUAAACAUGGGAAACCCAGAAACCUGCACCACUCCACAGUGUGCCACAGGCCUGGCUGUGCACAGAGGUGAGGCUAAGCAGGGCUUCACUCACACACUUUCUCUGUCAGUCUCUCCCAGGGGCAUAGAGAGGGGGAUUCACACAGCCAUUUUACAACUGUGUGUGUGUGAUGACUGCCUGAUGGCUGUCAUCUGAAUCAUUGCUCCUCAUGAGCCUCACCCUCUGUGAACUCCACAUUAAGGGUGUGUGUGUGUGUGUUUGGUGCCAUGUCAUCAGCCUUCCCUCAAGGCUGUGUUUUAUUGUUUAUGGGUGCAUGGUUGGGUUGUCUCUCUCUUAUUUAGCCUACUCUCGUAUGGAGGGAAAAUAUCUCAGGUUAUUUGAGGUCAGAAGUGAUGUCGAUCUACAGUCCAAUCCCAGUGUUUGUUGAUAUCUGUUCAGGCUUUUACUGUGAUAACCAUUCAGGUCACAUCGACACAAAGUCACAUGUUUAUUUAUUAUAUUUCUUAACAGGGAUUUCUCAUGGAAUUAGAUUCCUCCUCUCAGGGCUAUACCCGUCCUGUCACUGGCUCUAUUCAAGUCAACACUUUGGCGCAGGUUGAGAAAAAAAGUAAUAUGAGGCUAAUUGUUUUUGGCAGCUGAAGCUCCAAAAACAAAACACUAAUUAGAGGGAAUUUUUGAAAGUGAUGAGGGAAUACAUUGUGUGUGUCAGGGAAGGAGGCCGUCUCGCAUUUGAGGGAAAAAUAGGAGCUAGCUCAAAACAACAUCCCCAUCUUUAACACGCUUCCCUCCCAUUUGCUUAGUGAGGGGGAGAAAGGGAGCAGUUAUUUAACGCUGACCAGUGGAAUGUGAGCACUGUGAGACUGUGUGACUGCACCCCGCCAGACCUCUGGAGCUGCACAGCCAUUAGCCAGGGUAAAUACAGAAUAACAGUGCUGCUGCCAGGACAGGGGGAGAGGGCCCUAAGACACCCCAGCCACUACAGCUCCCCUGAGGGGUGUGCCACCGCACUGCAGCCGGGCCUGGGCAGAUAUCUGAUAUCAGCUCUGCUGGGUCCACUGUAAGCGCUCCUCUCUCUACCUGCCUGGUCUGCUGGUAUACUGUAGGCCCAAUCACAGUGGGAUUAGAACGGUGAUUACAUGACAUCACUCACUGAGAGCUGAUUCCAACAUUCUGUCUCCCUCUCUCUCUCUCCACAGACAUUAAAUAGUUCUGACGCAGGGGGCCGCCAGGAUACACUGGUUCAUGCCCACCUCUGGGCCAUGUAAACAACCUCACAUACAGUACCAGUCAAAAGUUUGGACACACCUACUCAUUCAAGGGUUUUUCUUUAUUUUUUACUAUUUUCUACGUUGUAGAAUAAUUGUGAAGACAUCAAAACUAUGAAAUAACACAUAUGGAAUCAUGUAUUAAGCCACUCUCCUUCUUGGUAAAAUAGCCCUUAAACAGCCUGGAGGUGUGUUUGGUCAUUGUCCUGUUGAAAAACAAAUGAUAGUCCCACUAAGCCCAAACCAGAUGGGAUGGCGUAUCGCUGCAGAAUGCUGUGGUAGCCAUGCUGGUUAAGUGUGCCUUGAAUUCUAAAUAAAUCACAGACAGUGUCACCAGCAAAGCACCCCCACACCAUAACACCUCCUCAUCCAUGCUUUACGGUAGGAACUACACAUGUGGAUAUCAUCCGUUCACCCACACCGCGUCUCACAAAGACACGGAGGUUGGAACCAAAGGACACAUUUCCACUGGUCUAAUGUCCAUUGCUCGUGUUUCUUUGCCCAAGUAAGUCUCUUCUUAUUAUUGGUGUCCUUUAGUAGUGGUUUCUUUGCAGCAAUUCGACCAUGAAGGCCUGAUUCACACAGUCCCCUCUGAACAGUUGAUGUUGAGAUGUGUCUGUUACUUGAACUCUGUGAAGCAUUUAUUUGGGCUGCAAUCUCUGAGGCUGGUAACUAUAGUGAACUUAUCCUCUGCAGCAGAGGUAACUAUGGGUCUUCCAUUCCUGUGGCGGUCCUCAUGAGAGCCAGUUUCAUCAUAGCGCUUGAUGGUUUUUGCGACUGCACUUGAAGAAACGUUCAAAGUUCUUUACAUUUUCCGUAUUGACUGACCUUCAUGUCUUAAAGUAAUGAUGGACUGUCGUUUCUCUUUGCUUAUUUUAGCUGUUCUAGCCAUAAUAUGGACUUGGUCAUUUACCAAAUAGGGCUAUCUUCUGUUUGACUGGUAGUGUACCUCCAUGACAUGUCAUGCCCAUUGAGAAAUCAGGGAUUGGAGUGAUGGGUUGGGCAAUUACACAUAAUCAGACAGACAGUGCAGUAUAAUGGUCUCAUAACAGAUUAAUGGUAAUGAUAUGUAAUGUUAGAAAUUAUCUGCCUAGAUAUUAUUUAAUUUUAAUCAAAAUUGUUCUAGAUCAUUCUGCUUUAAAAUAGGGGGUGGGCGGGAUUAAUGAAAGUGGACUGAGUAGUCAAAUGGGUUAACAGUGGCGGUCUGUGCUGUUUAAAAUGAGGGAGGAUGAUUAAUUUUUUUAUGAGCAUGGCCUUAUUUCUAUUACAGCAUAUUGGAUGACUGUCAUUCAUAUUCCAUUCACCCAGUUCAAUGUAACAUCGAUAGGAUUAGGCUACUACAUAAUACUCCAAUUUUACCUCUACCCAUCAAGAGGUUGCUACAACCUAGCCUAUGAAUGAAAGUUUACAAUGUAGGUGCACACAGGUCGAGAGAAAGAUUUGAGGUGACAGACAGUGACACAUGGACAGACACAUUCAUUAUCAUAAUAUCAUUAGUACAACAGUUGCAAAUUAGAGUUUCUAUUGGACAAAUUCAGGCAUGUUUAUCCCUGUUUCUUUCCGUUUGCUUCCGUUUAACCUCUUAAAUGUAAUGGCAAAAUUUAGAUUUCCGCCUAAAUAGACAUACCCAAAAGUAACUGCUAUUCGUUUGUAAUUACAUGAUUCUGACAUGCAAACACUUGGUAUAUUUGGAUAGAAGACAUCUGGGAGAUUAUGAGGAAAUGAUCAGAAGACAUAUGGUCCCCCUCCCCUCAUAUGGUCUUUGUCAUGUCGUUUACCUUGGUCUUGGGGAAACCGAUUCUGUUAGGACGAAUGGUGCCACAAGCCCCUAUUUUAUUUUUCAAGAGAUCUAUGAAAAGUGGAUGUCGAACAAUCAGACGGGGUGAUUAAAACUGCAGUGGGGGUGGUUGAAGAGGAGUGGGGCCUUUGUUGAGUGGCUGAUGUAGAACCAUCAGACGGGGUGAUUGACAUAGCAGUGGGGGGGUGAAGACCUUGACCGGCGGGGGCUCUUGCUGUGGAGGGGUGGCUCUCAAACGUCAUCAUCCAAAUCCUCUGUAUCCUCCACUCUAUGGUGAAUAAAAUAAAGGGAUAUAUUGUUGUAAAACACACAGAAUUACAGUUGACUACAUUUACAAAACGAUAUCACUGUAAAGUAAAAACACCAAGCCUAAACUUUAUCUGUACAGUGACUCACAUAGAAGGUGUGAAGCAGACACACAAUGCAAAUAGUAGCACUUUGGAGACAAGGGCAGAGGUGAGAACCACAAAUAAACAAUGGCUAAACAAAUGCUAGCUAAGUAAGUGAAAGUGAAAAGGAUGAAAUAUAGCUACAUCUCUCUCUCUCUCGCUCUCUCUCUCUCGCUCUCUCUCUCUCUCUCUUGCUCCUCCUUCAUUUUGAAUAAAUUAAUUUGUUAAAAACUGUUCAACUAUUGUCUUUCUCUCUCUUUGAGUGAACUACUAACCAAAUUGUAUGCACUACAGUGCUAGCUAGCUGUAGUUUAUGCUUUCAGUACUAGAUUCAUUCUCUGAUCCUUUGGUUGGGUGGACAACUUGUCAGUUCCUGCUGCAAGAGCUCUGAUAGGUUGGAGGAUGUCCUCCGGAAGUUGUCAUAAUUACUGUGUAAGUCUAUGGAAGGGGGGGAGAACCAUGAUCAUCCUAGGUUUUAUAUUGAAGUCCCAGAGGAGGAUGGAAGCUAGCUGUUUAGUUUAGUUUUAGUUUUAGUUUUCUACCAGGGGGUGUGGUCUUCUUCAGGCAAGAUUUCGGCUACACAAUUUUGUGCUAGUCAACUUUUAAAGACAGCAAUCAUUUAGUGACUCUUCAAAUGUUCUAUACUGCCAUCAGAAAGUAUUUCCACCCCUUGACCUUUUCCACAUUUUGUUGUGUUACAGCCUGAAUUGAAAAUUGAUUAAUUUGAGAUUUUUUUUUCACUGGCCUACACACAAUACCCCAUAAUGUCAAAGUGGAAUAUUUUUGUUAGAACAUUUUACAAAUUAAUAAAAAAAUUUAAGUUGAAAUGUCUUGAGUCAAUAAGUAUUCCACCCCUUUGUUAUGACAAGCCUAAAUCAGAAGUAAACAUUUGCUUAACAAGUCACAUCAUAAGCUGCAAGGACCCACACAUACAAUUAUCUGUAAGGUCCCUCAGUCGAGCAGGGAAUCUCAAACACAGAUUCAACCACAAAGACCAGGGAGGUUGUUCAAUGCCUAGCAAAAAAGGGUGCCUAUUUGUAGAUGGAUAAAAAUAUUAAAAAGCAUACAUUGAAUAUCCCUUUGAGCGUGGUGAAGUUAUUAAUUACACUUUGGGUGGUGUAUCGAUAGACCCAGUCUCUACAAAGAUACAGGCGUCCUUCCUAACUCAGUUGCCAGAGAGGAAGGAAACCUCUCAGGGAUUUCACCAUGAGGCCAAUGGUAACUUUAAAACAGUUACAGAGUUUAAUGGCUGGAAUAGGAGAAAACUGAGGAUGGAUCAACAACAUUGUAGUUACUCCACAAUACUAACCUAAUUGACAGAGUGAAAAGAAGGAAGCCUGUACAGAAUAAAAAUAUUCCAAAACAUGCAUCCUGUUUGCAACAAGGCACUGAAGUAAUACUGCAAAAAAUGUGGCAAAGCAAUUCACUUUUUGUCCUGAAUGCAAAGUGUUAUGUUUGGGGCAAAUCCAAUUCAACACAUUAUUGAGUACCACUCUCCAUAUUUUCAAGCAUAGUGGAGGCUGCAUAGUGUUAUGGGUAUGCUUGUAAUCGUUAAGGACUGGGGAGUUUUUCAGGAUAGAAAAUACAUGGAAUGGAGCUAAGCACAGGCAAAAUCCUAGAGGAAAACCUGGUUCAGUCUGCUUUCCACCAGACACUGGGAGAUGAAUUCACCUUUCAGCAGGACAAUAACCUAAAACACAAGGUCAAAUCUACACUGGAGUUCCUUACCAAGAAGACAGUGAAUGUUCCUGAGUGGCCGAGUUACAGUUUUAACUUAAAUCUACUUGAAAAUCUAUGGCAAGACUUGUAAAUGGUUGUCUAGCAAUGAUCAACAACCAAUUUGACAGAGCUUGAAGAAUUUUGAAAAUAAUAAUGGGCAAAUAUUAUACAAUCCAGGUGUGCAAAGCUCUUACCCAGAAAGACUCACAGCUGUAAGCGCUGCCAAAGGUGAUUCUACCAUGUAUUGACUCAGGGGUGUGAAUACUUAUGUAAAUGAGAUACUGUAUUUCUGUAUUUCAUUUUCAAUACAUUUGCUAACAUUUCUAAAAACAUGUUUAGAAUUUGUCAUAGGGUAUUGUGUGUAGAUAGGUGAGAGAAAAAUAUAUUUAAUCCAUUUUGAAUUCAGGCUGUAACACAACAACAUGUGGAAUAAGUCAAGGGGUAUGAAUACUUUCUGAACGCAAUUUAUGUGUGUUGAGCGUUGUUCCCAGUCAGUCAACAGAGUCCCUUACUCCCAGGCGGCCUGCUAGCCGGCAGGAGGAAGCGUAGGAGACUUUCUCAGGCCUGUGUUUUAAAAACCCAGUGAUUAUGUCAUUUACUCUGGGCUAUGGGCACAGCUACAGAAGUCCAGAGUCCGCUCUAUGUAUGUGGUAUGUGGUCUCACAGCCAGUUUAAAGCAGGCAUAUUUGGGGAUGUGGUUUCUUGCUAUUCUACUGACGGUAUAGACAAGAACAUCAUAAAUCAUGGUGCCUCCCAUUAUUGUAAUCAUGCCCUUUUAAUAGGGGUAGUAGUGGUGGUGUUCGUUAUUGUGGUGUAAUGUUGUUUUUGUCAUUGUCCUUUUGAUGGUAGUUCUGUAGUGGAUGUGAAGACAUGAAAAUGGAAUGAUUUGACGUGGGUUGUGGAGCUUACACCCAUAAUGUGUCAACCUCUUAUCAUUAUAUUAUUAUAUAUUAUUAUUAUAUUAUUAUCAUGUAUUUUAUCUGUUACCACUAGUACAAUAUGUGUAAUGCUGAGUGUUUACUAAUAAUGGGGACUUUCCUGUCGUUACAAAUAGAAGGUUUCACUUAAUAGUAUUUUCUGUUGGUUUGGCAAAUACUCUCUCCUCUUUAACGCCAUACUUUUUAAGGCAUGUAAUCAUAAUUUCAUGAUCACUUUGACUCAGGGAUGGGGUUCUUUGAUGGGGUGGGGGCCACAAAAAAUCUGAACUCAUCAUGAGGGGCAGCAGUGGCUCGCGGGUCUGCGGACCCACAUCUAUACCAACACGUGCAGCACUAAGUAAAAAACAAACAUUUUAGUGGCCCGUCUCAUGACAUCGGAGAGAGUUAAUUUCCUGAAAUGUACACAUUUUGCCAUGGGGCGUAGAGAAAAUGUUGCAGUUUUAAAGAAAGUUUGCUGCAAUUCUACACAUUUUGCCAUAGGGCGGAGAGAAGAUAUAGCAAUUUUAAAGCUAAUUUCAUGCAAUUAUACAAUUUUUUUAAUGGAGCAGAGACAAAAAUGAAUACGUUUUGAAUAUGAUAUCUGAGUGAGAGUGACUAACCAUGAUUACUACAAGUUUAUAUAGCAGGCUAGACCAACUUGCCAAACUUAAACAUGUUAGCUGACAUAGGCUAAUUAAGUGACUGUCAGUGAAUUACGUAACAAGAGAAAAAUUCACAAUGUGGAAAUUGCACCUUGUGUAGUCUACUAUUCUAACUCUCAACAUUAAGUUGAGACCCCGACUGAGUUUAGUUUUUGGAAAUUGAUCCGCUGGCCUACUAAAGGGGGGCUGCCAGUUGCCCAUCCCUGCUUUAAAGGAUGAUACAUAUUUGUUAAGCCAUGAGAAGCUGGCCAGCCUUACUCUGACCCACUGACAUAAUGAACAAGGAAUAAAUCCCUGUGUACAUCUGAAAGCAUACGUUUCUUAGAAGACAAUAUGAAAUUCAUAUUGUCUUCUAUGAAACUUCAGCUUUCAGAUUGUCUUCUAAGAAACCUAUGCUUUCAGAUGUAUGAAAUUCAUAUUGUCUUUCAAGAAACGUAUGCUUUCAGAUUGUCUUCUAAGAAACCUAUGCUUUCAGAUGUACACAGGGAUUCAUUCCUUUUGCAGCUCACUGUACUUAGACUAGCUGUUGAACAGGAGCGUUAAACUAUAAUUAGUUAAUUUUGAGCUGGGAAUAUUUGAGUUGAGAGAGAGAGGCUGUGGUUGGAUGGGAGGCUGUAGGGGGAGGCGGCCACACUGCUGCUGUGUCAUCUCCAGACAGACAGAAGUGCGUGGGUGGGAGGCCACACUCCGAGCAAAACCCCAGGGGCAAGCAGAGGGCACCCCUUAUACAAACAUACACACACAAACAGCAUACAGACAGGCAGGAGAUCCCCUCUACUAAAGCUCAUGUUGAGGUCUGGGGGCAGUAUGAGUUUUUCUGGUUUUACAUGCACUGUAUGAACUGUGAUGCAGUGAUAUGAGAGAGCUCUGAGUUUUCAUCGCUUCACCUAGGUUUCAUUUUAAUGGGGACUUAGUUUAACCUAUUGUUGCUCCUGGGGCUUUGGAUCACUGAAAAGGAAAUAGAAUGGUUCUUGCUCAAUCUGGAGUGUAGAAACGUCCAGGUUUGGCAUUGAAAAUGGGUGAAGUCUUGAGUUAGUAAAGUAACUAUUGUUAAAAUAUUAUCCUUGGCUAAAACUCUCCACCCUGUUGUCCUCAAACCUGGUUGAUUGGAAUGAAAAACCUAGCAACCAGUAAUUGGUCUGAAGUAAUAUAAUUAAACAUUCCAAAAUGUGUCAGUAUUUCUGUGUAUGUACAGUGCCUUGCAAAAGUAUUCAUCCCCCUUGGCAUUUUACAACCUGUAAUUUAAAUGGAUUUUUAUUUCGAUUUCAUGUAAUGGACAUACACAAAAUAGUCAAAAUUGGUGAAGUGAAAUUUUAAAAAUUCAUAAAACUCAAUAACGGAAAAGUAGUGCAUGCAUAUGUAUUCACCCCCUUUGCUAUGAAGCCCCUAAAUAAGAUCUGGUGCAACCAAUUACCUUCAGAAGUCACAUAAUUAGUUAAAUAAAGUCCACCUGUGUGCAAUCUAAGUGUCACAUGAUCUGUCACAUGAUCUCAGUAUAUAUACACCUGUUCUGAAAGGCCCCAGAGUCUGCAACACCACUAAGCAAGGGGCACCACCAAGCAAGCGGCACCAUGAAGACCAAGGAGCUCUCCAAACAGGUCAGGGACAAAGUUGUGGAGAAGUACAGAUCAGGGUUGGGUUCUAAAAAAAUAUCAGAAACUUUGAACAUCCCACGGAGCAACAUUAAAUCCAUUAUUAAAAAAUUGAAGAAUAUGGCACCACAACAAACCUUCCAAGAGAGUGCCACCCACCAAAACCAUCCCCACAGUGAAUCAUGGUGAAUAGUUAUGCACGCUCAAGUUUUCUGUUUUUUUUGUCUUAUUUCUUGUUCGUUUCACAAGAAAAAAUAUUUUGCAUCUUCAAAGUGGUAGGCAUGUUGUGUAAAUCAAAUGAUACAAACCCCCCAAAAAAUCUAUUUUAAUUCCAGGUUGUAAGGCAACAAAAUAGGAAAAAUGCCAAGGGGGGUGAAUACUUUCGCAAGCCACUGUAUAGUAUUGUACAUCUAGGUCUACGUUAGUGCAACCUGGACUCAGGGGUAGACGUAACAUAGUAAAUGUAAAUCCGGGAAACUCCAAUUAGUAUGAUGUGUUACGUUUCGUAUGGUAUUCAUUAAUUUGUGGACAUCCAUCAUCCAUUUCAUAUGAAAUGUUAUGAAUUACAAUUUGUAUGAUAUGUUACGUAUUGCAAUUUGUACAAUAUUUUACGAAUUGCAAUUUGUACAAUAUGUUACAAUUUUGAGAACAUAUAUGUUACGAAUUCCAAUUUGUUGUGGCUAACGUUAGCUAGGUGACUAGGUGGCGGGUUUAAAGUCAAAAUCAACUCAAAUCAAAUGCUUACUUACAAGCCCUUAACCAACAAUGCAGUUCAAGAAAUAGAGUUAAGAAAAUAAUUACUAAAUAAACGAAAGUAAAAAAAUAUAAAACAAUUACACAAUAAAAUAACAAUAACAAGGCUAUAUACAGGGGGUACCGGAACAGAGUCAAUGUGCGGGGGUACAGGUUAGUCGAGGUCAUUUGUACAUGUAGGUAGGGGUAAAGUGACUAUGCAUAGAUAAUAAACAGCGAGUAGCAGCAGUGUAAAAACAAAGGGGAGGGGGGUCAAUGUAAAUAGUCUGGGUGGCUAUUUGAUUAAUUGUUCAGCAGUCUUAUGGCUUGGUGGUAGAAGCUGUUAAGGAGCCUUUUGGACCUAGACUCAGUGCUCCGGUACCGCUUGCCAUGCGGUAGCAAUGAGAACAGUCUAUGACUUGGGUGAUGGGAGUCUUUGACCAUUUUUGGGCCUUCCUCUGACACCACCUAUUAUAUAGGUCAUGGAUGGCAGGAAGCUUGGCCCCAGUGAUGUACUGGGCUGUACUCACUACCCUCUGUAGCGCCUUACGGUCGGAUGCCGAGUAGUUGCCAUAACAGGCGGUGAUGCAACCGGUCAGAAUGCUCUCGAUGGUGCAGCUGUAGAACUUUUUUAGGAUCUGGGGACCCAUGCCAAAUCUUUUCAGUCUCCUGAUGGGGAAAAAGUGUUGUUGUGCCCUCUUCACGACUGUCUUGGUGUGUUUGGACCAUGAUCGUUUGUUGGUGAUGUGGACACCAAGGAACCUGAAACUCUAGACCCGCUUCACUACAGCCACACGAUCAGCUCCUUAGUCUUGAUCACAUUGAGGGAGAGGUUGUUGUCCCGGCACCACACUGCCAGGUCUCUGACCUUCUGCCUAUAGGCUGUCUCAUCGUUGUCGGUGAUCAGGCCUACCACCGUUGUGUCGUCAGCAAACUUAAUGAUGGUGUUGGAGUCGUGCUUGGCUACGCAGUCGUGGGUGAACAGGGAGUACAGGAGGGGACAAAGCACACACCCCUGAGGGGCCCCAGUAUUGAGGAUCAGCGUGGCAGAUGUGUUGUUGCCUACCCUUACCACCUGGGGGCAGAGGGAGGUGUUUAGUCCCAGGAUCCUUAGCUUAGUGAUGAGCUUUGUGGGCACUAUGGUGUUGAACGCUGAGCUGUAGUCAUUGAACAGCAUUCUCACAUAGGUGUUCCUUUUAUCCAGGUGGGAAAGGGCAGUUUGGAGUGCAAUUGAGUUUGUGUCAUCUGUGGAUCUGCUGGGGCGGUAUGCGAAUUGGAGUGCGUCUAGCGUUUCCGGGAUGAUGGUGUUGAUGUGAUCCAUGACCAUCCUUUCAAAGCACUUCAUGGCUACCGUCGUGAGUGCUAUGGGGCGGUAGUCAUUUAUGUAGGUUACCAUCUCUUCCUUGGGCACAGGGACUAUGGUGGUCUGCUUGAAACAUGUAGGUAUUACAGACUCGGUCAGGGAGAGGUUGAAAAUGUCAGUGAAGACACUUGCCAGUUGGUCCGUGCAUGCUCUGAGUACACGUCCUGGUAAUCCGUCUGGCCCGCGGCCUUGUGAAUGUUGACCUGUUUAAAGGUCUUGCUCACAUCGGCUAUGGAGAGCAUGAUCACACAGUCGUCCGGAACAGCUGGUGCUCUCAUGCAUGCUUCAGAGUUUUUUAAAAAUAUUUUUUAUAAUAUUUUUUUAUUCCUUAGCGAGUUGGAUACAGACUGAGAGUGUGUAGAGUAUUGGACUAUGGAGAUGCCUUUUCCUUUGUUUGUCCUGGAACUGUCAGGACUUAUUGACUCACGGACUAUUGUUCUGGGUUACGUGUGUGUGUGUGUUUGUGUGUGUUUUGUGUGUGUGUGUUUGUUUGUUUGGGCAGAUACUAAGAACUGUUCUCAUGAACCUCUUGCAUCCCAAGGCUUGGGGUCUUACAUCAAAUGUCAGAGGUUAUCAGAAAGCCAGUGCUGAAAAUGAGGAGGUGCUGGACUCCUAACCCUCACUCCCCGACCAAAUAGGACAUUGGUGGGCAGUGCCCAAAGAGAUGCCCAGGCGGCACCACAGUCUUUAUCUGACCGAUCAACCCUGUUGAUCAUGUAUUGAUUUAGGGGACAAAGAGGGACUUGAAGCAGUGACCCUCUGUGAAAUGAGUGUACUACCUGUGCCAUAAAAGGCCAGACCUCUUGGCAGGGGCUUUAGGACAUUGACAUACUGGUAGGGGAGCUAGACAAUAAUUGUGUCCCAAAUCGCUCCCUAUUCACCACACGUAUAGUGUGUUACUUUUGUCCAGGGCCCAUAGGGCUCUGGUCAAAAGUAGUGCACCAUGUAGGGAACAAGGUGCCAUUUGGGACGCAAAAUGCCUAUCAAGGGCUAUAUGCUGCUAAUGUGAGCUAGCUUGUUGUGACCCUAUUGUCAUCGACCUGACCUCUGGCAUUACUAUUUAAAGGGAUAGCUUCCCUGUACGUAAUAGCUAUGUGUAAAAUAGAUUGUGCAGGUGUAUCUAUUGUAUAUUUUGUAUAUGUACAAAUGUUGGUGAAAUAUAUAUUUUGAGUUUUGCGUGUCAAGGUAAUGUUUUGUGCAAUACCUUUUUCUUCUUUCUUUUUUCUUCUUUCUUUUUUAUGCUGUCUUAUGGAACAUUGUUGUUCUUCUGCAAGCAUGAUUCAUUUCUAUCACCACACACUCAUCGAGUAUCAUUCACAUCACAUACGUGCAGAGACUCCAAGUCCUUUUUAACAACCUGGAAUGAGAAACAUAUUUUGAGGAGGACCUGCUGAACAGCUUAAACCUGUUAUCUGGUCUGUUCUGAUCGAGAGAUAAAUGUAACCUUGGAAAUCAGAAAACAACAUGCUCACAGAGUAAUCAAUGGGCAAGGCCUUGUGUACCUGCUACUCUAUGAUGAGAAUCAAUCCAGAGUGUGUGUUGAGAGAAUAAGUCAAUCAACAAAGAACUGAAUCAUGUGAGCGAUCCAUCCCUUUUCAUUUUCACAGAGGGAUUUCUUCCUGGAACAUGUUCUAGUUCCAUCCAUAGACAUAUAGUCAGUAUGAUAUCAAUCAAUCAAAUGUAAAUGAAGCCCAUUUUACAUCAGCAGUCGUCACAAAGUGCUUUACAGAUACCCAGUGUAAAACCCCAAAGAGCAAGCAAUGCAGAGGCAGAAGCACAGUGGCUGAUAUGAUGGGAGAAAGGGAGAAAGUUGGAAGGGUGAAGCUGUAUUUGGAAUUGAAUUGAGAAAUCACAAAACUGAUGCUGUGGAUCAUUGCAUGCUUCAGUGUUGCUCGCCUCGAAGCGAGCAUAAAAGGUAUUUAGCUCGUCUGGUAGGCUUGCGUCACUGGGCAGCUCGCGGCUGGGUUUCCCUUUGUAGUCCGUAACAGUUUUCUAGCCCUGCCACAUCCGAUGAGCGUCAGAGCCGGUGUAGUAGGAUUCAAUCUUAGUCCUGUAUUGACACUUUGCCUGUUUGAUGGUUCGUCGGAGGGCAUAGCGAGAUUUCUUAUAAGCGUCCUGAUUAGUGUCCCGCUCCUUGAAAGCGGCAGCUCUAGCCUUUAGCUCGGUGCAGAUGUUGCCUGUAAUCCAUGGCUUCUGGUUGGGAUAUGUACGUACGGUCACUGUGGGGAAGACAUCGUCGAUGCACUUAUUGAUGAAGCCGGUGACUGAGGUGGUAUUUUCCUCAAUGCCAUUGGAUGAAUACCAGAACAUAUUCCAGUCUGUGCUAGCAAAACAGUCCUGUAGCGUAGCAUCCGCGUCACCUGACCACUUCCAUAUUGACCGAGUCACUUGAUUGUGGCCUGUGGAAUGUUGUCCCACUCCUUUUCAAUGGCUAUGCGAAGUUGCUGGAUAUUGGCAGGAACUGGAACACGCUGUCGUACACGUCAAUCCAGAGCAUCCCAAACAGCUCAAUUGGUGACAUGUCUGGUGAGUAUGCAUGCCAUGGAAGAACUGGAACAUUUUCAGCUUCCAGGAAUUGUUUACAGAUCCUUGCGACAUGGGGCUGUGCAUUAUCAUGCUGAAACAUGAGGUGAUGGCGGCGUAUGAAUGGCACGACAAUGGGCCUCAGGGUCUCGUCAAGGUAUCUCUGUGCAUUCAAAUUGCUAUCAAUAAAAUGCAAUUGUGUUCGUUGUCCGUAGCUUAUGCCUGCCCAUACCAUAACCCCACCACCACCAUGGGGCACUUUGUUCACAACGUUGACAUCAGCAAUCCGCUCACCCACACAACACCAUCUGCCCGGUACAGUUGAAAACUGGGAUUCAUCCGUGAAGAGCACACUUCUCCAGCGUGCCAGUGGCAAUUAAGGUAAGCAUUUGCCCACUGAAGUCGGUUAUGACGCCGAACUGUAGUCAGGUCAAGACCCUGGUGAGGAUGACGAGCACGCAGAUGAGCUUCCCUGAGACGCUUUCUGACAGUUUGUGCAGAAAUUCUUCGGAUGUGCAAACCCACAGUUUCGUCAGCUGUCUGGGUGGCUUGUCUCAGACCGGAUGUGGAGGUCUUAGGCUGGCAUGGUUACACGUGGUCUGUGGUUGUGGAACAUUUCUGGGAUCUUUUUUUUCAGCUCAUGAAACAUGGGACCAACACUUUACAUGUUACGUUUAUAUUUUUGUUGCUAAUUAGCUAAAAUGCUAAAGUUGUCCGCGAUGAGAUUCGAACACCAACCUUUGGGUUGUUAGACAUUUCGCGUUAUACGCCCACCCGUCCACUCCGACCAACCACCGUACUUUAGUUUUUGCCUUAAGUAACCUUCUGUCUUAUGUAACCAUACCAAAUGUAACAUAUCAUACUUAUUUGAGUGUCCCGGAUUUACGUUUACUAUGUUGCAUCUAGUCUAUGAAACCAGGCUGGUUAGUGUGCCAAAUCUGUGGUAGUGUGUCAGUGGGCACACUUUGUGUAUGUGUGUGUGUGUGUACAUUCGUAUCUAUGUGUGUAUCGUUGUCUCAGCUUGCUCACACUACAGUUGAUGAAUGACAGGUAUGUGAAUGAAAAAUUCUCUGCAUCUGGAGAAGCAAUAACAGCAGAUUCAUUUGGAUCCCUCUGAUGGUUCUUCCAUUGCACUUUCUCUAUUCUACUUCUCUUUCUCACACACUCCUCCCCUCUCCCCCUUUCUCCAUUCCUCCAUCUCUCCCUUUUCUUCUCUCUCUCUCUCUCUCUCUCUCACUUUCUCUCUCUCUCUCUCUCCCUUUCUGUCCCUCUAUUUCCUGCAGUUCCUCCCCUACACACUGUCUGUCUCAGUCUAAAUCACGGCAUUAUGGGGAAGGCGCUCUCACUCCUCUGUCACAUAAAACACUAUGUUGAGAAGAGCUUUGAAAAAAAAGUCCUUUCUCCCUCCUCCUCUCCCACUGUCUUUUCUCUCUUUCGCUUCCAGCACAUGCUGGAUAGGAAAAAGAUUUUCCCUUUAAAUGCGGUUUGGAACAUACCUGUGAGCCAAUUUUGAGUAUAACAUCUAUUUCCAAAGACAUGGCAUUAAAAUUGUAUAAUGUGAAAGUGACAUGUGAGGAUAAUUUAAAACACGUCCCCUGAGGAUUUGGGCUCGUUAUUAAUGGUGGUGGCCGUGAAUUUAUAUCCAUAUUGGGAUCAUAGGUUUCAUAGAAGUGCUUUAUAAUAUAUAGUGCUGUAUAAUAUAGCCUAGAUAGCACCACCCACUGGGCACAGACGUCAGUUCAACGUCUAGUUUUGAUUUACGUUUGGUUGAGUUGUCUUACGAACGUGAAUUCAAUGUGAAAUCAACAACAAAUGUCACCAUGUCAUUGGAUUUAGGUUGAAAGUUGGGUGAUUAAAAAUAAAAGCCCUUACGUUGAUGACUUUUUGCAAAUACAAUCAGUUUUCCAUGUAGAUUCAUCAUCAUCACAUAUAUAUUUUGGGUUGAAAUGACAUGGAAACAACGUUGAUUCCACCAGUCUUUGACCAGUGGGCAAGCAUUUGUUGGCAUGGUAAUAGAGCUUAAAGCUGGGUGGCUUUAGUGUUUCAGAUGAUCUACGCUAGGCCAUUCUGACACUGUCUGCUACCCACUCAACAGAGUGAGAGAUUUUCACCUCUGCAGACUGUCUGUGCUCAGUUGGGUUUCAUAAUUCAGGGAUGCAGAGGAAUACAUAUUAUCAUGACUGGAUCAUAACAGUCCCACAUCGUAUCACUCACUCAGACAGUCUGCAGAAAGCAUUAGUCCAUGUGUAUUAUACCCAGGUCUCUCAAACUGCCCUGGGUUGGUUUAGAUAGAUGAAGCAGAUGUGGAGUCUAGUUUAAACCCCUCCUGUACACUGUAAGAGGACCAGUUAGAGUCCUGGCGUCCUGAUCCAGUCAGUGUGGUGUAGACUGAUUAGUGGACUUGGAGGUCCACCCUCUCUACCUGAUUAGUUACUGUAUGUGGUGAGUCUGUCACGCUAAGCACCAGUCCUCCAUCCAACUACUGUAGCUAAUCUGUGGGGAAGGGAAUACCAUUUCCCCCUUUAUUCAGAUUACAACCUCUCACUUUAAAUUAUUUGAAAAGGAAAUAAUCUCCCAAAUAUCACUAUUUCUAAAACAAUCCAUAGAAAGUUGGUUGCAAUUUCAAUUUAAUCCUCCAGAAACGACAGAACAAAUAAUGCAACAAAUAUUGUGGUUAAACUCAAAUAUACUAAUUGAUAAAAAAUUAAAAAGGUAUAAUCUUCGUAAAUGAUAUCAUAGGUAGGACUGGUGGAGUUAUGUCGCACAUGCAGCUAACAAAAACAUAUGGAAGGGGGAGAAAGUAAGGAACUUGUCUGUCGGCCUUGCAUUAAAGAACAUAAUUGGUUAAAGAAAAUUGCGAUAAAUAAAAAAGUAUAUCAGUUUCAUUUAAGGACCAAAGGAUUGACAGCCGUCCCAUAUAGAUUGCAAAAUAGUUGGGAAGAGAUUUUUGACGUACCGAUUCCAUGGCAUAGUGUUUAUGAACUGAUACGCAAAACGAUGCCGGAUUCAAAACAAAAUUCUUGCUACCAAUAGAAUGUUAUUUAUAUGGGGGAUGCACCAAUAUAAUGUAAUUUAUAUGGGGGAUGCAAUCUUCCCAGCUCUGCAGAUUUUGCUGCGAAGAGACAGAAUCAUUAGAUCAUUUGUUUUGGUACUGUCCAUUUGUGGCUUGUUUUUGGUCACAGGUCCAGGAAUGGCUGAAGGAUUGCAAUAUUAACCUGGAGCUAACCCUGCAGAUAGCACUACUGGGUGAUCUGAAAAGUCAUAGUCAAUCGAUCAAUAAUAUAAUAAUACUUUUAGCAAAAAUAUUUAUUUUCAAUUUACAAUCUGUAGAAACAAUGAGAAUAGAAAGGUUCAAUAUGGAUGGUGUUAAGAGAUAGAUGGGAGGUGUUGAAUGGAGCUGAAGGAUGGGACUAAUAACAACUAACAACAACUAAUAACGGAAAGAUAACUACUGUAGGGCAUGCUGUGUCCAUAAUAAGUAUAUAGGUUAGAGGUUGAGAGCUUUUGUGAAGGAGAACAGUUGGAGAGAUAUGGCAUAUAGAAGCAAACUGGAUCAUGAAAAUGAUCGGAGAGGUUGAAGAAGUUCAGGAGUGAAAACAAACAAAAUAGAAGGAUUGUAAAAUUGACUGUGUCCAUAAAAUGUAUAUAGUAUGUAUAAGCUGGAAGUAGAGGCCUAAGCGUUGUUGUUCACUAGUUUACUCCAAUUAGGGAAGGGGUGGUGGAGUUGGAAAGUAAUAAAGGGAAAUAUAUUUUUUAAAGGAUAUGUAUGUAUGUAUGUAUGUAUGUAUGUAUAUAUAUUUAUAUGUAUGUAUGUGUAAAUGUAUGUGUGUAUAUGUAUAUUUAUAUAUAUUUGCGAGAGAAAAAAAACAUGGGGGAUUGGAAGUGAUGCAGACAAUUACAUUGAUGGAAGUUACAAUCUCAAAUCAAAUCAAAUCACAUUUUAUUGGUCACAUACGCCGAAUACAACAGGUGCAGACAUUACAGUGAAAUGCUUACUUACAGCCCUUAACCAACAGUGCAUUUAUUUUAAAAAAAUAAAAGUAAAAAUAAAACAACAACAAAAAAAGUGUUGAGAAAAAAAGAGCAGAAGUAAAAUAAAAUAACAGAAGGGAGGCUAUAUAUACAGGGGGGUACCGGUGCAGAGUCAAUGUGCGGGGGCACCGGCUAGUUGAGGUAGUUGAAGUAAUAUGUACAUGUGGGUAGAGUUAAAGUGACUAUGCAUAAAUAAUUAACAGAGUAGCAGCAGCGUAAAAAGGAUGGGAUGGGGGGGCAGUGCAAAUAGUCCGGGUAGCCAUGAUUAGCUGUUCAGGAGUCUUAUGGCUUGGGGGUAGAAGCUGUUGAGAAGUCUUUUGGACCUAGACUUGGCACUCCGGUACCGCUUGCCGUGCGGUAGCAGAGAGAACAGUCUAUGACUAGGGUGGCUGGAGUCUUUGACAAUUUUGAGGGCCUUCCUCUGACACCGCCUGGUAUUGAGGUCCUGGAUGGCAGGAAGCUUGGCCCCAGUGAUGUACUGGGCCGUACGCACUACCCUCUGUAGUGCCUUGUGGUCGGAGGCCAAGCAGUUGCCAUACCAGGCGGUGAUGCAACCAGUCAGGAUGCUCUCGAUGGUGCAGCUGUAGAAUUUUUUGAGGAUCUGAGGACCCAUGCCAAAUCUUUUCAGUCUCCUGAGGGGGAAUAGGCUUUGUCGUGCCCUCUUCACGACUGUCUUGGUGUGUUUGGACCAUGAUAGUUCGUUGGUGAUGUGGACACCAAGGAACUUGAAGCUCUCAACCUGUUCCACUACAGCCCCUGCAAUAUUAAAGCUGAUCUAUCCCCCCAACAUAAUUUUUUUUUUUUAUAUAUAAUUCCCAGUACAAGCACACAUCAAGAGAUGUACUUGAAAUGGCAGACGGCCCUGUGCUGCAGUCUUUGUUGUGAAGCCCAGUGCUGGGGUUAUUUCUAAACAUCAAAAAGAAUGACUCAAUCACCUGAUUUUUGUUUAACCACAGCGAAGUACAGUCUGCUUCAUGGCAUGUGCACAACAUUUUCUUGGAGACAGAGAUAUAAUUUUGAGUACUAUUACCUAAGGGCUUUGUUAUUUCUUUCAUAGAAGCCCUUCCAGUUGUUUGUCAUGGAGGGGACCUAAGUAUAGCGUGUGUGUGUGUGUGUGUGUGCGUGCGUGCGUGCGUGUGACUGCUGUGAGCUCCAGCUCCCUGUCAGAGGGUCUACUCUGCUCUCUCUGAGACAGCGUCUCAGCCAGACCGGCCCUCUCCCCAAGCCUUACCAGACUUUUCCUAUGUUGUCUCUCCAGUCCCUGUGGGUUUAAGUUGUAUAGUUGGGUUUGGAUGGAGGUUACACCCCUGUCCUUUCUUUCUUUCAUUCUUUCUCCCUCUCUUUCUCUGUCUUCUCUUCCUAAUUGUCUAUCCAUCAUAGAUUGCUCCGCUUUCUCUCUCCCUCUCUCACUCUCUUUCCAGCUUUCUAUACUGAGACAAAAAGUCAGCCAGGCACACAAUAGAUGUCUCUGCUCAGUACGAGGUUGGGAAGUCCUUCUCCAGCUGGAUUACUCUCUGUGUUUUCCCCUGCUAUCUUUGAGCCUCCCCACUAACCUGCUGCUGCAUGUAGCGGUCUGCUCUGGGUUAAAGACCACUGUCACGGGUAAUUAUGGUGCAGGCUGCGUCAGAACAGCCCAGUCGACCCCGCUGCACAUUUAAACAGAGGGAUUUCUCCACUUGCUCUGUUCCUUGACUUUCAUUGGUUUAAAGAUAAUAAUAAUAAUAAUAAUAAGCCAUUUAGCAGACGCUUUUAUCCAAAGCGACUUACAGUCAUGCGUGCACACAUUCAUGUCCCCGUUGUGUUAGAGGUCAUCUAGUCCCGUUAUUACACAGCGGCCUAGACUCCGAGGAAGUCCAGGCCUAAUUGCUUCAGUGUGUGGUGCUCUGCUCUGCCGGGCGGGUAACACGAAGAGGCCUCCUCUCAACCACUGGGUGGGUCUCCGUCUCAGUCAGACAUGCUGAGCCGUCUCUCUCUCUCGCUGGCUGGCUGGCUAACGCUGGCUGGCUGCCUGGCUGGCUGGCUGCCUGGCUGGCUGGCUCACGCUGCCUGCAUCCCUGUGAUUCUGUUAUGUUAGACUGCAGUGCAAGACAUCCAAACCACUGAGCUUCAGCUUCUGAUUUCAUUUAUGAACACAAUAUGGGACAGAGAGAGACUACAACAUUUUGGGAAUGAUAAAUUGUCAAAAUGUCAAUUUGUUACUGUUUAUGUUAUUUAGUGCAAUUUAUUGCACAAUUUGUGCUAUGACUAUUCUAAUAUGUGUGUUAUUAAUGCACCAAUCUUCCUGGGUAUUAUUUCUGCUGAUUGUCUGUCUGGUUUGUAUUCUGCCCCCACUGUUUCAUCUGAUUCUCCUUUAGGGAGAAAAGGAGCUCCUAGAAAAGUAAACACAAAGGGAAACCUAUGGAGCAGUAUAUAUGGCAUAGCAGAUCUCCUGUGGUUUCAAGUCUUUUCCGUAUACCAGUAAAAAGCGGUCAUUCGUAUCAGUGUUCUACUCUUCCCUAACCUAACGUACAGGCGUAAAAGAUAUGCCUGAAACUACAUCCCCUACAUCAGGGGUAUUCAACUCUUACCCUACGAGCCUGCUGGUUUUCUGUUCUACCUCAUAAUGAAUUGCACACACCUGGUGUUCCAGGUCUAAUUCAGUCCCUGAUUAGAGGGGAACAAUUAAAAAAUGCAGUGGAACUGCAUACUGGGCUUAAUGAGAAGAAAAAAACCUGUCGGGGGAGGUUGUCUUCUGCACUGUUCAACCAAUCCAGUAAAUGUGGACGAGGAGUUAAGAUGGAGUGUCGCCUUGUUAACGGCUUAGUGCUAACCAAGAUCCUUGGGACGUCCCUACCCUAAACCCUAACCUUAACACCAACCCUGACCCUGACCCUAACCUUAACCAUAACACUUACCUAACCUUACCUUAACCCUUACCAUAACCAUUAGGAGGGGAGGGGGGGGGGGGGGGGGGGGGGGGGGGGGGGGGUAUUGACGUCCCAAGGACCCUUGUUAACGUUCAAAAGUGGAAGUCGAGUCACAGGCUCUCUUUCCAUUUCCCCUUAAAACCGGAACAUCUAGCUCUGGCCUGCUCUCAUCCAUAGCCAGCUCCUGCUCCCUGCUGCUGAUUGGCUGACGCAGCUUAUUUGCGCAUGGAGCUGAUGUGAUUUGACCGUGGCAUUUAGUCCCGAAAUCCAAAGUGACUCAUACUGGAAGCUGCUCACAUCAGGGUUUUGUUUUCUACUGGAUCUAUGUUCCUGCUGUAGAAGUCCCAACUGUUCUCUGUUUAAAAUAAUGCUCCAAAUGAAUAAGGCCCGACAAUACAUGAUGUUGAUUGAUUAUGUUUGCCAUGUGCUGUGUUUCUCCUCCCCUAUACUACUCAUGGCUUGGUGAUGUGUUUUAUUUUUUAUUCAAUAACAACACUUUUUCUCUCUCCAUGCCUUUCUAGUUGUGUGUCCACUGACCUGUAUGAAUGGAGGGGUGUGCAGCUCGCGGACCCACUGCCUGUGCCCGCCAGGUUUCACUGGGCGGCUGUGCCAGUUCCCGCUAAGGCAGAUGCCCGAGGCCCAGGCGGCGCGGGGCAACAAGCAACCCGUCUACACGCUGUCAGUGCUGCCAGACGGCCAGAGCCAGGGCGAGCAGGCGGCCAUGGGGCGACCACAGCUGGCACAGACCCACUCUGUGUUCACCCUUCCCCUGGCACAGGGGGCAGGACACCACUCAUCAGAAGGUACCAAUCAUGUCAAACUGUUGCCACUGAAACCACAGCCAUAUUUCUGUAUAUUUCAAUACCUGUGCUAUUUAGAAGUUUAUUUUGGGUGACAUUAUAAAGAACUGUAGUCACAUUCAUGUAAUCUCCCAUAUGUUUCUCUCUAUCUUUUUUUCUUGGUGUCUCCCUUCUUUCUCCCCCCUCCCCCCCCUAUCUCUCUCUCUCUCUCUCUUUUCAGUGCAGUUCAAUGUGCGUGUCCACCAUACACACGACACAUCCGUUGUCAUCCGUCCUCUCGACCAAUCGAAUUCCAAGCCCCCUCAUAAAACUGUGACACGCUUGACCCCUCAGACGCACAAACCCAGGGGGCGGUGCUUCCAGGAGACCACGCCCAAACAAGCUGUGAGUUACACCGCCCAUCAACACAGUGAUUAUCACUUCACAUUCAAUUAUCGCCAUUUUGUGCAUUUCCCUCUUUCUUUCUCUUUCUCACGCCAUGUGCUUCAGUGUAGCAGUACCCCUCUUCCUGUACUGACCAACCAGGAGGACUGCUGUGGAAGUGUGGGGAACUCCUGGGGACAAAACAAAUGUUAUAAAUGUCCCAAGCUACCGUGUGAGUACCAAAUGCCUCAGAAUGAACUUCUUGACUUGCUUAAGUGUGUGUGUGUGUGUGUGCACGCGCAUGUGUGUGUGUCCUUUCUGAAAUACUGGUGAUCUGCCAUUCUAUCAUUUGUGAUCUUCUGUCCUCCAUCUCUAACUGCAUAUCUGUCGUGUAUCUUGAUUAUUAUCUGUCAAGGUGUGACAACUGAGUUUCCAUUGUUUAUAAUUUGACUCCUUGGCAGAUGUCUUAUCUGGAUGUCUCUGCUGUUAUACGGAUUAAGUCAUUUGUUUACGGAGCCAAAAACGUCAACCGUCCCCGCCAAUCAUUCAUUCCCAGCUCAUGAAAAAAUGUGCCUGCAUUUUUGUGUGUGUGUGUGUGUGUGUGUGUGUGUGUGUGCUCAAGUGAGUGAAGGAGAGGGAGAGCGAGGGAGAGCGAGGGAGAAGUACCCUGCAGUUACGUGUCUUCCCAUGUGCCAGGCCAGUGGAAUACUGUCAUCGAAUUUCAAGCUGCGCCCCACAAAUCUCUUGCCCACUCCAUUUUUCUAUUACUCCAUUCCUCAGUUGUGAGUCAGACAAAGAACCCUUUGUAAGAAAAGGAUAGCUCUGGUUAUUCUUUCAACUUGGGACAGCAGGAUCCCUGUCUGGCGUGCUUCUCCUCUCUUUUCUAGGAACGUUGUAGGAACGUUGUAGGAACGUUGAAUUGUUUGUAUGACACGCCUUCUGUGUAUGAACAGACAAAAGGGACUAGCGGAAAAUAUGAUUCUGGACUUUUCUUGGGAAGCAUUCACUUUUUAAAGUUGUACUUUUCUUUCAAUAUAUUUUUGAAAUGUAUUCUGGAAGGAAAUGUUCUCACAGUUUCCGACAAGUUUUUUCUUGACAUAUUUCUGACUAGUGGAAAAUGCACUCAUCGACCACUGUUUUCUAUCUUCAUUUGAUUCCUUUCUGUUAAGUCGCUAUUUCCCAGAUGAGGUGGAGUUUGGUGUGGUUGUUUUACCCCUGUUCUCUUUUAUUUUCCCACUCUUAGUGCUCUCUUGCUCAGACUUGGAUACCCGGAAUCCAGAGAAGGCUGGUGGGAGGAGCUAUAGGAGGACGGGCUCAUUGUAAUGGCUCGAAUUGAAUAAAUGUAACGGUAGAAAAACACAUCAAACAUAUGGAAACCACAUUUAUUUCAUUCCAUCCAUUACAAUGAGCCAUCCCUCCUAUAGCUCCUCCCACCAGCCUCCUCUGCCGUAAACUCUCAAUCCCAGGCUCUGAUCAAUCUUGUGUCAUCUAUGCACACAUAUGUCCCAUGGAAUCAUACACACUUACUGUCAUGCUGCCUAUGUUGACAGUGUGUCCAGACAAAACAAGGAACAGUUGAAUGAGCUAGCUACUUAGUGUAUGACUGCUAUUAGAAACAGAGUAGGAUAGUUCGGAUGUAGGAUGAUGCUAUUACUAAUGGAUUAGUCUUUCUUCUCAGAUUCUCAGAGAUUUAUAGAAUGUUCUACACAGUGUCUAAUGAGCAUUAUAAACUGGGUGGUUCGAGCCCUGAAUGCUGAUUGGCUGACAGCCGUGGUAUAUCAGACCGUAUACCACGUGUAUGACAAAACAUUUAUUUAUACCGCUCUAAUUACGUUGAUAACCCCCCCCCCCCCAUUCCCUGCCUUACCCUCAGAUGCUGGAGUGAAGCUGCAGACCAUCAUAGAGGACUAUGGUUCCACCUGCCCUCUGGGCUACAAGAGACUCAACAGCACCCACUGUCAAGGUAACAUUAAUCAAGUUUUGUUUGGUACGUGCUACAGCUACUGCUUCACUGACAAGCCAAUCCUCACUCUCUCUCCCCCACUCUCUCUCCCCCCACUCUCUCUCCCCUCACUCUCUCUCCCCCCACUCUCUCUCCCCCCACUCUCUCUCCCCCCACUCUCUGUCCCCAACUCUCUCACCUGUAAGACAUCAACGAGUGCACCAUGCAGGGGGUGUGUCAGAAAGGGGAGUGCCUGAACACCCAGGGUAGUUUCCUGUGUGCCUGUAAGCCUGGCUUCACCCUGGACAGGACCAGAUGUGUGGGUGAGACUCAGAACCUCUUCCAGACAGACCCGGGUCACAAACCACUUCUUAUGCAAAACCUUAAGAAGCUUCUUAAGAAAAAAAAAUGCAAUUCCUCAAACACUUCUUAAGAACUCAUGAUUUUCUUAAGAACUUCUCAAAAUCUUCUUAAGAACUUCUUAACUAUCUUAUUGGUGGUCCUCUGUAGCUCAAUUGGUAGAGCAUGGUGCUUGUAAUGCCAGGGUAGUGGGUUCAAUCCCCGGGACCACCCAUACGUAAAAAUGUAUGCACACAUGACUGUAAGUCGCUUUGGAUAAAAGCGUCUGCUAAAUGGCAUAUUAUUAUUAUUAUUAUUAUUAUUAUUAUUAUUAUUAUUAUUAUUAAAAUGAUUGUUACUAGGCAACCGAUUUAGCUAGCGAUCAAGCUAGCAAUGGCAGUCAUGUUAGCAUAUUUCGUACCGAGAUUACUGUUCUAAAACAUGUUCUUUGGUUUAAAAUAAUCAAUACUGAAACUUUCAGAUGACGUUUGUGAGUGAAUUAAACAUGUGCAAAAAAAUUGCAGUUAAGAAGAAAUGUAUUCUUAAGGUUUUGUGAAUGUGGGCCCUGCUCUACACAGGACUUUGCAUUCACACAGCACAGAUAUAUCGUUUUCAGUAGCAGCAGCACUAUUCACUUUAUUCUCCUGUCUCCUCUCCUCUCAUCUGGGGCUGGUUUAGAGACUGUGAAGUGUCUUUUUUUUUAUUUGUUGGCAAUCGAGAGGCUGAAAUGUGUUUCACAUCCAAAAAGCUGUCACCAAAGCAGACAGCUUAGCUUUGAUGUCCCAAUAUUUAGUGUGCUGUUUUUACACAUCCAUUAUUUCCAUUAUUUAAAAUGCCACUCAUCUGAAAUGAUAGAAAUGUCAUAUGAUUUUCCUCUCAAUAAAUAGCACUACACCGAUUGACCUCUUUUGUCAGCCUAAUGUCUUAACUCAGACCUCUGUUGUGUUUUGCUCUGUUCUGACUGAUCCUGGCUGUCAGACUCUCCAUCUCCAGUGGAGCAGGCUCAGUGUUUCCUCAUGGCAACAGAGGCGGGUCGCUGUGAGCAUGCCCUACCCACGCACCUGUCCCAGGAGAUGUGCUGCUGCACCGUGGGCAAGGCCUGGGGCUCCAGCUGUGAGAGGUGUCCCCAAGACGGCACAGGUCAGUGGGAUGCUAGAGAGGGAGAGUGGGGGAUUUCAGUAUUUGACAGGUGAUUUGACAGGUGAUAUGCUGUAUGAUUAGUGCUCAUCUGAUCCCCUAUUUUUCCUUCUCUUUCCUCUCUUCCUGGUCCCCCAGCCUCCUUCAACAAGAUCUGUCCAGCAGGGAAGGGCUACUUCCUCCAUAGUGUCCGGGAGACAGUGGCGUUCCCUCCUCAGAUCCACACCAGCCUGGAGCAGGAGCACAAGCAGGGUGAGUCAGUCACUGUGGCUUUCCCAAGACGUAGAUGAAGGCAAGGCAUGAUUACCUUUGUCUGCCUGCCAACAGAUGUACUACAUUCUGGAGUCUCUAGUCACUUAGAAAGAUGAUAUUGCUAAGCUUGUGAGAGCAUGCUGUCAGGUUAUUGGAGAUGCCUCCAUAUUACUGUUACUUAAGAGUGCCUCAAAUUCAUAAUCUGUGAAUUACAAUGCGUCAUUAUUCUGCAUUUUGACCAGUGUGUUCUCUUUUUCAGAAGUCAAGCCCCCGGUAAGAAACUAUUUUCCUUUAGACACCAGUCAUUGUGGGAGAGAGUGUGUGUGUGUGCAGAUCCUCUUACAUUUGACAAUUUAUAUAUUUUUAGUCGUUUGGCAGACGCUCUUGUCCAGAGCGACAUGCAGUAGUGAGUGCAUACAUUUUCGCAGGGGCGCAACUUUGGUUUUAGAAGUGGGGGGGACAUAAAUAUAUUUUUUUUAUCCAGUCGGAUAAACACUCCAAACAGCCUACCCGACCGCUCGGAGGCUUCCGCAUGGUCCUAAAGCACACUGUUGCCUCAUUUUGAAUCACAUUCCAAUGAUAAAACUGGAGGCGACAAAAAUGCUAUUUCAUAAUGUGGGGGGGGGGGGGGGGUGGCAUGUCCCCCGUCCCCUGUGAAAGUUGCACCCCUGCAUUUUCGUACUGGCCUGUGUCUCUGUGUCCUGUCCUGUAGGAGGGGCCUCCAGAGACAACUACACCUAUGCAGCUGUCCACCCGCGGCCCUCGCGGCCCUGGUACGCCUCUCAUUCCUUUAUUUUUUAUUUAUCUUGUAUUAAUCCAGAAAGUCCUAUUGAGGUCAAGAGAGGCCUUUUACUAGGAAAACCUGGUGAUAUUCAGGGAGACAUGGGGUAUUGAGUGGGUCUGUCUGUUUCUUUGGUUGGUCCCACAGAGAUCAUCACCAAGCCCACCCCUCCGCCCAUCAUCAGGGUGAACCCAGACAGUGGCCCCCUGGAGGUGGCACAGACGCAGGUCUCACGUGAGUUCCACUAAACAGUCCAAUCAAAACCACCAUCUCAUGUUAACAUUAAGAGCUGCAACGUUGUUGUCUCCAUGAUGUGGUGUACAGUCCAGAGAUCAACCGUCUUAGGGUGAUUGCUGUGUGCCCCCCUCCCCACAGCAGAGACAGACGAGUGCAGGUUGAGCAGGAACCUCUGUGGCCAUGGGGAGUGUGUCAAUGUGCACACUGGUUACAAGUGUGAAUGCUACGCUGGCUACCGGCUCCACCCUCAGAGGAACGCCUGUGUGGGUAAGUCAAGGGACUGACAGAAGCAUGUCCAAAUGAAUGGGAGGUAUUUACUGGGCAAAAUAUUUUGACCAGAGCCAUAUAACGCACUCUAUAUCAUAAUAGUUUCAUUGAACUUGCAUGUCAAUUCUCAAAAGGAGUUAUAACCUCCCAAUUCCCUAAACCUCCAAGUUACCCCUCUCUACCAGAUGAUGAUGAGUGUGAUGCUGAGCCAUGUGGCCAUGGAAGAGGCAUCUGCAUCAACACAGAAGGCUCCUACCGCUGCCGCUGUCUCCAUGGCUACAAGCUCCUGGUGUAUCAUGGGAAACUCAGAUGUAUAGGUGAUUGGUGUUGUGUGGGUUUAUGUGUUUUUAUUUUCUUUGUUUCUCCCUCUAGUCUUUACUUUGUCACUUGUGAUUUCUCAUUAGUGGGUUUUGGACUUAUCUUUAGAUGUGAAUGAAUGCUCCAAGCCGGACAUCUGUGGACAGGGGGGUCAGUGUGUUAACCUGCCAGGGUCCUACAAGUGUGAUUGUCACAAAGGCUUCAGGAGCAAGUCCCAACGCCAGCCAGCCUGUGAAGGUAAGAACUGCUGCUGCCCUCAUCUCUGGUCGUAGGGUGUAUGUUUGUCUCCACAUUUGUGUGUGCAGUGUACACUGAGUGCACAAAACAUUAAGAAUGCUCAUUACAUUACAUAGACUGACCAGGCGAAUCAAAUCAAAUCAAACUUGAUUUGUCACAUGUGCCGAAUACAACAGGUGUAGACCUUACCGUGAAAUGCUUACUUACAAGCCCUUAACCAACAAUGAAGUUCAAGAAAGAGUUAAGAAAAUAUUUACCAAAUAGACUAAAGUAAAAAAGUAACACAAUAAAAUAACAAUAACGAGGCUAUAUACAGGGGGUACCGGUACUGAGUCAAUGUGCGGGGGUACAGGUUAGUCGAGGUCAUUGUCAUUUGUGCAUGUAGGUAGGGGUAAAGUGACUAUGCAUAGAUAAUAGAUAGCGGGUAGCAGCAGUGUAAAAACAAUGGAGGGGGGUGUCAAUGUAAAUAGUCCGGGUGGCCAUUUGAUUAAUUGUUCAGCAGUCUUAUGGCUUGGGGGUAGAACCUGUUAAGGAGCCUUUUGGUCCUAGACUUGGUGCUCCGGUACCGCUUGCCGUGCGGUAGCAGAGAGAACAGUUUAUGACAAUUGUUUGGGCUUUCCUCUGAAAGCCUUACGGUCAGAUGCCGAGCAGUUGCCAUACCAACCGGUCAGGAUGCUCUCUGGUGCAGCUGUAGAACUUUUUGAGGAUCUGGGGACCCAUGCCAAAUCUUUUCAGUCUCCUGAUGGGGAAAAGGUGUUGUUGUGCCCUCUUCACGACUGUCUUGGUGUGUUUGGACCAUGAUAGUUCGUUGGUGAUGCGGACACCAAGGAACCUGAAACUCUCGACCCAUUCCACUACAGCCCCGUCGAUGUUAAUGGGGGCCUGUUCGGCCCGCCUUUUCCUGUAGUCCACGAUCAGCUCCUUUGUCUUGCUCACAUUGAGGGAGAGGUUGUUGUCCUGGCACCACACUGCCAGGUCUCUGACCUCCUCCAUAUAGCCUGUCUCAUCGGUGUCAGUGAUCAGGCCUACCACUGUUCUGUCGUCAGCAAACUUAAUGAUGGUGUUGGAGUCGUGUUUGGCCACGCAGUCAUAGGUGAACAGGGAGUACAGGAGGGGACUAAGCACGCACCCCUGAGGGGCCCCAGCGUUGAGGCUGUUCUGAGGGCAAAAAGGGAGGGGGGAGUUCCUAAUAUUUUGUACACUCAGUGUAUGUGUGUCUACAUUGGUUUAAUAAUGCUCUCGUGUUUAUGAGUGGCUGUGUUUGUCUGGUGUAUUCUCGUCUCAGAUAUAAAUGAGUGUCUGGACCCCAGCAGCUGUCCCAAUGAGCAGUGUGAGAACACCCCAGGAUCCUAUGAGUGUAUACCCUGCUUACCUGGUCACCAGGCCCAGGGUGGGGUCUGUUACGGUGAGACCUACGUCUUAAUAAUAAUAAUAUGCCAUUUAGCAGACGCUUUUAUCCAAAGCGACUUACAUUCAUGUGUGCAUACAUUUUUACGUAUGGGUGGUCCCGGGGAUCGAACCCACUACCCUGGCAUUACAAGCACCAUGCUCUACCAAUUAAGCUACAUAGGACCACAUGUGUCUUCAUACACAUGGAUAAACACACACUAAAGAGAACAAACACACCACUCAACUCCCUUCAUUACCUUUAACUGUCUAUCUCUCUGUUGUUAGAACUUUUCUAACUUGAGACAUUAUGUUUGGGGAUGUAUUGCCACCUAGUGGCGUUACUGAAUGGUAAAUAGGAUAUUCUUAUGGAAAAACUGUGACGGACAGUCAAAUCAGCAAGUAGAAUAUUGAUUCUGAACAUUUAAUAUGAUUGAUCUUCCCCACUGUUAUUUUGGUCGGAAACCAUGACAUGGAAGGUUAUUCACUAUUUCAGAGCUGUGUGAUGGUAGAAGAAUGGACUUGAUCAGUCAUAGUCGCCGUAAACUCAGGCCAGAGGGCGGUCCUUGCCCCCAAUGGGGCACCAAGCCAGUCCAAGCUGUUUCCUCUAUGAUUUUCAUACCCCUUACUCCACCCUGCAACUGCACAAUGAUUUUGUAUUACUGAAAGGGUGCGUGUUAGCCCUGUGCCUCCAUCUUUUUAUAUAGCCUUCUCUAUUUGAAGCUAUAAAAAUGCAUGUAUUAAUGUCUACAUCAUUUUGUCAUGAUUAAUUACAGACCCUAAGCAUACUUUAAUAAAUCUAAGCAAACAUUUUUUUAAAGAAAAGUAUAUAAAGCUUUCUAAUUCAUUCUUUGAGAUACAAAUGUCCACAAUAAAACAACAAACAACUUAUACAGUAAUUUGUCUUUGACUUUAAGAAAGCUUUAGAUUCAAUUGUGGUUACUGCUCCUACUGGGGAGUGCCAAUAUGGCCGACCGAUGGCUUCAAAGCCUCUCAAUGGCCAAUGCAUAGCAUUAACAAUCUAGGGUUUAUAUACAGUGAGUAUACCAAACAUUAGGAACAUCUUCCUAAUAUUGAGUUGCACCCCCCCCCCCCCCCCUUUUGCCUUCAGAACAGCCUCAAUUUGUCAGGGAAUGGACUCUACAAGGUGUCAAAAGCAUUCCACAGGGAUGCUGGCCCAUGUUGACUCCAAUGCUUCCCACAGUUGUGUCAAGUUGGCUGGAUGGCCUUUGGGAGAUGGACCAUUCUUGAUACACAUGGGAAACUGUUGAGCGUGAAAAACCCAGCAGCGUUGCAGUUCUUGACACAAACCGGUGCGCCUGGCACUUACUACCAUACCCCGUUCAAAGGCACUUCAAUCUUUUGUCUUGCCCUUUCACCCUCCGAAUGGUACACAUACACAAUCCAUGUUUCAAUUGUCUCAAGGCUUAGAAAUCCUUUUUUAACCUGUCUCCUCCCCUUCAUCUACAUUGAUUUAAGUGGAUUUAACAAGUCACAUCAAUGAGGGAUCAUAGCUUUCAACUGGAUUCACCUGGUCAGUCUAUGUCAUGGAAAGAGCAUAUUUUGUAUACUCAGUGUAAAUCAUUGUCUACAACCCCUCUACCUUUCCACUAGAUGUCAAUGAAUGCCAGAAGCGUGGGGUGUGUCCCAACGGGCGCUGUGAGAACCUCCCAGGAACAUACCGCUGCCUCUGUAACGAAGGCUUCCUCCCAGCUGCAGACAGCAAAGGCUGCAGAGGUCAGUGCACUCAUUAAUGUUUAAUAGAAUAUCUCUUGGUGCUGCACAUAUACCAUUUAUAUGCUUGCAGACUUGCAGUGGUGUAGUGGUUACCAGUAUUUCUUAAUAAUAUUGAACAAAGAAAACUAAUGGGUAUACAGGUUCUAUUGACAGGCUGCAUGUGUCUCCUUCUCUCCCUUCCAGACAUUGACGAGUGUGAGGAUGACAGACUGUGUGCCAACGGACGCUGUGUCAACACAGAGGGCUCCUUCCAGUGUCAUUGCUACCCAGGAUACCAGCGCACUCAGGAGGGCAGCCAUUGUGAAGGCAUGAGCUACUUCUUAUUAAUCACAUCACUAUAGCUUCAUGGACAUGUUAACAAUGUUUUUACACUACUAGUGAAGUAUGAGUAACAUGUCCACUGUAUAGAGCUGGUGAUCAAACACACAGUUGCCGUUUGAUUGUGGUCUUUUCCUCCCUCAGAUAUAAAUGAAUGUGAGCGUCCCUCUAACUGCCAGAGGGGGCGCUGUAUCAACAGCAUGGGCUCCUACCGCUGUGAAUGUCAGAAGGGCUACAUGCUUGUCGGGGGGAGGCGGUGCCAAGGUCAGUCAGUCUCCACCCUCUCUAUGAGUUUGGCAUUUCAGGGAAAUAAAAGUUAUACUGUCAACCAUUCUGGCAGUGGAGCUCUGUAAUUAGUCGAAAAUGUCAUAAGUCAAGCUUAAUGGUCCAAUGCAGCCAUUUUUAUCUCAAUAUCAAAUAAUUUCUGGGUAACAAUUAAGUACCUUACUGUGAUUGUUUUAAAUUAAAAUGUAAAAAAAUAAACUAACUUAUUGAGAGCAUUUUCUCAAGCAAGAACUUUGAGAGUGGUUUGAGUGGGGAGGGGAAAACUGACAAUUAGCUGUUAUUAGCAGAGAGGUUUGGAACUCUCUUUCUUAUUGGUCUAUUAAUUUAGUGAAUGGUGAUGUCACCAUGGAAGGCCAAAACUCCCUCUCACCAAAACAGGCUGAUAUUUCAUGCAGUCUUUUCAAACAGCUCUUACACUAAAAGGGCAUUAUCAUCAUUUUUACAAUUUCACAGUAUUAUUCGAACCUCCUAUUGUGGAAAUAUAUAUAAAACACAGGAAAAUAGUGUUUUAGACUGCACUGGGCCUUUAAUGGAAGUCAUGAUGAUAGUAACACGUUCUCCUUCCCUCUCCCUCACCCUCUCCCUCUCUCCCUCUCCCCCCUCCCUCUCCCCCUCUCUCCCUCUCCCCCUCUCCCCCUCUCUCCCUCUCCCUCUCCCUCCCACCCACCCAGACAUAGAUGAGUGUGUGACAGACUGGAGUCUGUGCCAGCCUCAUGGUGUGUGUGAGAACAGACAGGGCUCCUACGUGUGUGUGUGCAAAGAUGGCUUCAUCCUGUCUGAGGACAAGCAAAGCUGUGAGGGUAAGAUUACUGAUAUCAUCUCAGCCCUCUCUUUAUGUAGCUAUAUUCUGCAUGCACACACACAAACACACAAACACACACACACACACACAAACACACACACACACACACAAACACACACACAACAAUCUAUUUCCUCUCUUCCCCCUCCAUCCAGAGAUUGAGGUGGAUGUGGAGGAUAAGAAGGAGUGUUACCUGAACCUGGAUGACACAGUGUUCUGUGACAGUGUCCUGGCCACCAACGUCACCAAGCAGGAAUGCUGCUGCUCCAUCGGCGUGGGCUGGGGGGACCACUGUGAGAUCUACCCCUGCCCCGUCUACCACACAUGUACGUACCUCAGGCCCAACAACACACACACACACACACACACACACACACACACACACUAGUUUACCAAGCCUCUGAGCCAUCAAGUGGGCUGGGGAUCUGUUCAGUUACUUGCACUGUUCAAUGUCACUCAUUGAUUACUAAAGUAAGCUGGUUGUUUUUCCUCCAACUAGCUGAGUUCCAUUCCCUGUGUCCAGUGGGCCGAGGUUUCUACCAUGAGGAGGGAGUAACUGAGUACGGCCUGUCUGUCCACAGAGGUGAGUAGCUACACAACCUCAGCCCAACUACGGUAGGUUUGCUGUUAUCUGAUUUACAGCAUUCAUUUACAUGGCAGGAUUUGUUUUCAGGUGAAGUUUGUUUGUGUUGAGAUCAUUGCUCCUGUCUCUCUGUGUACAGAUAUCGAUGAGUGUGUGCUCUUCUCCAAUGAGAUCUGUAAGGAGGGCCGCUGUAUGAACACACAACCUGGCUAUGAAUGUUACUGCCAACAGGGCUUCUACUACGACAGCAACCUAUUGGAGUGCAUCGGUAACCACCGAGCCCCACCUCACUCAGGCCUGCACCAAAACACACCUCUGUAUUAUUACACAUUAUAAACUGGGUUGUUCGAGCCCUGAAUGCUGAUUGGCUGACAGCUGUGGUAUAUCAGACCGUAUACCAGGGGUAUAACAAAACAUUUAUUUUUACUGCUCUAAUUAUGUUGGUAUCCAGUUUAAAUAGCAAUAAGGUACCUCGGGGGUUUGUGGUAUAUAGCCAAUAUACCACGGCUAAGGGCUGUAUCUAGGCAUGCCGCGUUGCGUCGUGCAUAAGAACAGCCCUUAGCUGUGGUAUAUUGGCCAUAUACCACACCCCCUCGGGCCUUAUUGCUUAAUUAAUACACAUCAGAUGAUCCCAUUUAAUGUAUCUCCUCCUCAGAUGUGAAUGAGUGCCACGAUGAGUCUCUGUGUACCAACGGUCAGUGUAAGAACACCAGAGGCUCCUUCUACUGCACCUGUAACUCUCCCUGGACCCCUGAUGCUUCCAAGAAGAAGUGUGUGAUCCCCACUGUGGCAGGUGAGCCCUCUACUGUCCAUGUUCUAUCCACACACAGGGAGGUACAGUACAGUACAGGCCAGAGAGCAGGACGUGUGUUAAGUCUGCGGUGUGUUUUUGUUGCUGCAGGUGUGGAUGAGUGCCAGGACCCAUUGAACUGUAAGAGUGGCCACUGUGUGGACACCCCUGGGUCUUACUACUGCAUCUGCUCUACCCCCUGGAUCCUGGCCACCGACCGCAACAGUUGUGUGACCCCAGAGGAGCAGGCUGGUGAGUGGAGGAGAGGAGACUAAGAGGGGAUGAGGUGGGCUCUGGAAUCUCAGGAUGGAUGACUUGGAGGUGGUGGUGGUGGUGGUGGUGGUGUGAGAGGGGCUGGGUAGUGUAGUUCACAGUUGGUUGGUUCUCAGUGGUGGCUCUGUGUAUGGGCGAGGGAGGUUGAAUGAAAUAAUGUUUUUUAAUGUUAGUUCCAGUCUAACCCUACUAAUCAGCCAGACCUGCCUUUCCAGCCUCACCCGUUCUUACAUUCACAUAACUUCAUAUCUGUCACAUAGAUCAGAGGUUCACAAACUGGACGCCUGGGGGUCCGCUGAGGUACUGCAGGGCAUCCACGGCCAGAUCUAAAAAAAUAUAUAUAUAUUUUUUUAACAUUUCCUUUUUUUUGUAUAAAUAUUGCUAGCAACAAAAGAUUAAACAAAUUUGUCCAAGGGGUCUGUGGAAGAAGUUUAGAUGGUGCAAUGCAAUACAAUGUAAUAUUAUUCAUCUAUAAUAUACCCUUAGACGCACAACAGGGCCUGGGAGGCUCACAGGGAUCCACAGUACUCCAUCAAUCAUCCAGUUUGCAACUCAAUACUUCUUGUAUUCCCUAAAAAUGUUGUUUUGAACAUAAAUGCACUGUCAUUUAAGCUUUAAAACUGCAAAAUUGUCUGUCUGCCCCAUGUGAAAAUGUGUAGAGUUGCAGGAAAUUAGCUUUAAAACUGAAACAUUUUCUCUCUGCCUAUGGCAAAAUGUGUAGAGUUGCAGGAAAUUAGCUUUAAAAUGUUCUCUCUGAUGCAAAGAGUGGGGCCUUUAAAAUGUUAUUUCCCAGGGCCUGAGACUUGGUUAGUCCGGCCAUUCACUGCAGCUGUCAUAGUAACACUCCUUGUAUGCUAUUUCUAUCGCACUCCAAAGUCAGAGUUGUGUUCUGCUUUUGUGGGAUGAAUUUGCUAUCACAAAAUGGGUCCCCGGAUCCAAAAUGUUUGGGAGCCCCUGAUCAUACUGUAGAUAGAUCAGAGAUAAACUCAAACACAACCCUGGUCCUAUGCUAUAGCCACUAAUGGGCCGUGUUCAUUGUGAGGAUCCUCAACCGAUCAAUAGACACCCAAACACUCUGGUGCGUGUGCUCAGGAAGCAGUGUAACGUAGUGAUCUGCCUGCAGGCCUGUUCAACGUCACAUUACGUUAAGAGCUGUCCCCAGGCUGGUGUCUGUCCCUCCGUCCGUAGGUUGUGUAACCCAUGUCUGUGGUGUCUGUGGUGCCCCUUGCAGAUAUCAAUGAGUGCCAGGACCCCUCGUACUGUAAGAAUGGGAGGUGUGUGAACACGCCCGGCUCCUUUCACUGUAUAUGUACCCAGCCACUCACCUUCAGCGCAGCGCUCAAACAGUGCGUCUAUGACGGUGGGUAUAACCAAUCGGCGCUCAGCUCACCUGAGCCUGACCAAUCAGUGCUCAGCUCACCUGAGUUUUGGCUUACCUGUACACCUGCCACUCCUGCUACUCUUUUUAACUCCUCCACCUUUGAGCCCCCGUUCCCCAAUACUGACUCCAUGCACAGGCUCAGCACUCCCCCUCUUGCUUGUUUCCAUAGAAACACACUCAGUUUAGUGAGGGAGAUCCUGAGACCUGAGAUGGUCAAUGUGAUCUCAGUUCUAUAGGUCCAGUGUGAUCCUGUUGCACAUUUCUCAGUUUCCGUUUAUGUGGUUGCCCCACUAAGCUUGCAUAGUCACCGGAAAACACUUCAUUACUUCAUCCUUCAUUGUGUGCAUGUGAGACGCAGUGAGAGAGUGUAAGUAAAAUGGAGCCAAGUGAUAUUGCUUGUGGCAUUUUCUGCACCUUUCUCCAAAGCAUCGUUUCUCCUUUUAACCAAACUGUUGACUGUUGCGAUACAUUUGAUGCUGUAAAACUUGUAUACGAUGUUGUGACAUUACUCUUGCGAUUGUGUUACUUUCUUUGCAUAUACUUGUUGUAAAGUCUCACAAGUUUGCAUUGACAAUCCAGCUUUUACUUUAUUGUGUCUGUGUGGUUUUUAUGGCGCCAUCCUUGUGUGUGAUGUGUGACUGUAAAUGAAUGUGCAGAGGAGCGGUCUGGCAUAGCUCUGAGCCCUACCACCUCAAGCUAGACCUCAUUGCUUAUUCAUAUCUACCUGCUGACUGUUAACAUGCUGAGCAAUUACUUGGUUAAUCAUAGAGGUCAUUAUAAGUGGCAGGAUCUGGCCUGCUUGCAUAAUGCAGGAGCAAAGAUUGGCUUUUUGAUUUGAUGGAAUAAUCCUUAAUAUUCCUCUCUCUCUCUCGCUCUCUCGCUCUCUCGCUCUAUCACUAUCUUUCUCUCGCUCCCUUUCCCCCCUCUCUUCCUACCUCAGACCGCACGGCGGCCCAUAAGGACGUGUGUUUCCUGCAGGUGGAUGAGGAUCUGAUCUGCAGCCAACCCAGAAAUGGCCUGGUGUUCACCUACUCUGAGUGCUGCUGUCACUAUGGCCGUGGCUGGGGCCCUGAGUGUAGGACCUGCCCCCAAAGAAACUCAGGUGGGCACCAGCACUCAGUCAUUCUUUCACUGGUUUUUAGUUUCUGGUCUGCUGGUCAUUCCAGUAUUAGCCCGUAUCAGCAGAAAUAGUCUAAUACUAAUAACUUAAUUAAGUUUAUCUUAAUUCUUCCUCUCGUUCAGUGAUCUUUAACCGGCUGUGUGACAUGCACUUGGAGACAGAGUCUGAUGGUGAGGGAGAUUUCCUGGCAGCUUUCGCCAACUACAACCCAGGUAUUGGUAAGGCCUGUAAUAUAUUUUAUUAUACUCUGAAUUUGGUUAUAAAUUCACCUCAGAGCACAAACUCUACCGUCACACCACUUGAAUAAUAUUUUCUCUCCCUCUCUACUGUCUCUCUGUCUCUCUGCCUCUCUCUCUCUGUCUGUCUGUCUGUCUGUGUGUGUGUGUUUUGGCUCAGAAGGGGACAGUUCAGAAGAGGACUCAGAUGAGUGUAGUUGUGCCAAUGGGCGUUGUGUGCGUUCCUACUUGAGCACUAUGUGUGAUUGUAACACAGGCUUUAGGCUGGACCACUCCCGCACCCGCUGCACCGGUAUGUUGACAAUUCACCUGUUCUGCCUGUCUGCUUCCCUUAAACUUUGGGUUAGAUUAGAGUGAAGGUGACUGCUUGAAUUUCAGUCAUCUCAAUCUUUAGGUGGAUAUCAAUUGGAUGCUUAUCAAUUCUGCAAACAGAAGUGUCUCUGUAUAAUUUGUAGCUGUUGUCCUUUGUUCAAGUGUUUUGACCGACAAUGCCUGAAAUCUAAUUUAGAAUUUUGGAAUGUUGAUUUUAUAUGUAAAGAGAUGUGCAGCCAGAGAUGGCAAGCUCUCUGUUUUGUUUCAAACCAUCUCCCUCUCUCGCUCUCUCUCUCUCUCUCUCUCUCUCUCUCUCUCUCUCUCUCUCUCUCUCUCUCUCUCUCUCUCUCCUCUCUCUUUUCAGAUAUUGAUGAGUGUGCUGAACCAGGGGUCCGAGUUAAUCCAUGCAAGAAUGCCCGCUGUGUCAACACCAUAGGUUCAUUCAAGUGCUACUGCAAAAAUGGCUUUGUCCCUGCACGAAGGCCUAACAUGUGUGUACCAGGCACCAAGGCCCAAAAUGUCCGUACCAGGGCUCUAUAACAGCUUUAUCUCUGUCAAACAUACACAAAUACACACGUAACCCCUCUGUCUUAUAAAUUCAGUAUUCAGUGUGUGCCUGUCUGUCCUUGAAGUGUCCCUCGAAAAUUUUGUGGUGUCUUCAAAGGGCUUGUUUGAAAUGUUUGAAAUGUACAAAAUGUGUUGUUGUUGUCGGCUCCUCCUUCACUGAAAUGAGAUGCAGCAUAGGCCUCCAGUUUGGCUCUGAACAACAGUUGUCCCCUUAUACCUAGUUCAGUUAAUGAUUUGGGGGAAAAAUACAGACAAAGGUAACAUAUUCAUUAAUUUUUUAUGUAUUUUUGUAAUUAUUAUUAUGAUUUUUAUAUGUUUGUGUUCAUUGACUGUUAAACUUGUGUUUUGUUGAGUUGUGUCCUUGUUGCAUUGAUCUUAUACAUCCAUGAAUCUUAAGCCCUCCUGCAGUUUGAUGAGGAGGUUCCUCCCUUCCUCCCACUCCCUUCCUGUGUGUCUGAAUGCCUGUAUGAGUAGCAGACCAUUAUCGUCCAUUUUUUAUCGGCCUCUGUCUCUGUCCUCCUCCAUUGUCUAGUUUUGUACAGUAUGUAAAGUGGAGAUUACUUUGUUGCCUGUUAGCUCAGUGCAUAUCAUGCUCCUGUAAUUAUCUGUUUUAUGGGAUGUUUUGGAAAGAGAUUAUACUUCAUUGUAAAGCCAUUAAGCGCCUUUUAGAUUUUCAACAAGUGCAUAUUGAAUACAAUAGAAGCUGACUAAAGGUAAAGCGGUAAGAGGUCGUAUUCAGACCUAACUCGUGGAUUCAGAGGGAAUCCUCAGGAGUACGGUGGUAAAUCGACCCCAAAGUAAAUGCAGUGGCAUGUUUAGUGACUUCUCUUAACAAAAUGACAGUUUGUUUGUCUAUGCAUUGUUAGGAACCAAAGAGGCUUUUGAGCGAAAAAACAAAUAAACGGGAGAAGUCAACCACCCAAAUGUGUGUUUGUGAGUGUAUUCUUUAUAAAGCGUGUUUGUUCAUUCUUUGGGAUUAGAGGUCUUUCCCGUCCAUAUCCUGUUCUGUCCAUGAGAAGAAAAUCAACAGAGGCUAAUGCAGUAUAGAACAGGUUGCUUCAUAAAUAAAUAACAUAUUAAAUGUACAUUUAGUGAGAUGAUUAAGAUAAGAGCCUCUGGC